Oryzias latipes (Japanese medaka) is the source of this 3628-nucleotide messenger RNA. The record is from RefSeq and is a predicted model, not a curated record. Lineage: Eukaryota; Metazoa; Chordata; Actinopteri; Beloniformes; Adrianichthyidae.
CGUAAUGGCUGUGCCGUUGCUGCUCCACGCUACUUUUUAUUCCUAGGGCGCAGAAUAGACAUAAAUCCCAGCUCCGCUUGGAAGCGCUCUGGUCGCAGUAAAGACGUCACCCUCGUGCUCGGGUUGGUUCAACCAAAGUGCGCAGCUAUUUGUACGCUCCAACAACAACCUCCAGCACCAUGCGUUUGGAUAACGUGCUGCUUUCACGGAGAUCCUCUCGCCUUCUGGACUCGAUAUUUUCGUCUAAUCCAUAGCACAAACGAUUUUUUUUCCUUCUUUUUUUUUUUCUUCCCAACGCCGGGAUUUGAUCGCGUUGCACCAAAAUCGGACGUGGAUUUUAAAGAGUUUGUCCUGCAGUCAUGGAGGAAACAGCACAUCCUGCCCCUGGUACCAGUGUUGCCCCAUCUCAGCCAAGGCCUCCGCCCUGCACUUUUGCCCCGUCCCGCAGCCUGCUGGAGUGGAGGCGGAGGGUCAAGUCAGAGUAUAUGCGCCUGCGCCAAUUAAAACGCCUUAAAAAAGCAGACGAGGUCAAGACCCUGUUCUCAUCCAACCGGGAGAAGAUUGAGCAGCAGACUACUGUCCUUAACUCAGAGUGGUCCACGCUUAAGAUUCAGUCCAUCCCGCUGUCUGUGUCUAAUGUAGCACUGGCUAAUAAGAAGAUGUGUUCGGUGGAGUUUGGUUUCCCAGGAUUCAAAGCUCAAGCCAUCGCCAUGAGGCCACUGUCAACAGUGGCAGGGAUCCCAUUCAUGUACUCCUGGUCUCCCCUGCAGCACAAUUUCAUGGUAGAGGAUGAGACGUUCCUCCAUAACAUCCCUUACAUGGGCGAUGAGGUACUGGAACAGGACGAGGCUUUCCUGGAGGAGCUCAUUGAUAACUAUGAUGGUGUCCAUGGUGACAGAGAGGGUGGUUUUAUCAGUGACGAGGUCUUUAAAGAGCUGGUGGACGCCCUCAGCCAGUAUUCUGACCAUGAAGAAGACGAGGAGGAGGAAGGAGCCGCAGCAGCAGCAACAGCCGUGGACGUUACAGAGAAGAAAGAUGACGAGAGGAUGAUGAGAAGGAGCUUAGUGGAAGGCUCAGAGGAGACGAAGUCUGGAGCGUUCAUCAGAAGGAAAAGAAGAAGCAUGACUGAGGUGAGAGAUUUGUCUGGCAGCAAGAGGAUCCCCAGCGAUAAAAUAUUUACAGCCAUCGCCUCGAUGUUCCCCUACAAAGGCACAACAGAGGAGCUGAAGGAAAAGUACAAGGACCUAUUGGAGCCCUCCAGUCAAGUGAAACUGCCCCCCCUGUGCACCCCUAACUUAGAUGGACCUUUUGCAAAGUCUGUUCAGAGAGAGCAGUCCUUACACUCCUUCCACACUCUCUUCUGCAGACGGUGUUUCAAAUACGACUGUUUCCUCCACCCUUUUCGUGCUACGCCUAACGUUUACAAGAGGAAAAGUAAGGAGAUCCGCAUGGAGACAGAGCCCUGUGGGGAGGAGUGCUUCCUGUUGCAGAAAGGGGCUAAAGAGUUUGUGGAUCAGAAUAUGCGAAGAUCACAGAGGUCUCGGCGGCGGCGGAGGCAGCAACGUGCUACCAGUUCAAGUUGUCCUGGACCGUCUGCAUCUGCGGAGGAGAGCAAAGAGGGCGACAGUGACCAUGAAAGCACUUCCUCUUCAGAAGGGAAUUCCCGCAGCCAGACUCCCACCAAGCAGCGUCCAGGGGAUGACUGUGCAGACCAGCAGGCUUGCUGCGUGGUUCCAUGGAGCGGAGCCGAGGAAUCUCUGUUCCGCGUGCUGCACGGCACAUACUUCAACAACUUUUGCUCCAUCGCUCGCCUUAUUGGUACCAAAACCUGCAAGCAGGUAUAUGAGUUUGCGGUAAAAGAGGUUCUUAUCCAUCGUGUUCCUUUUGAAGAUGGUGGCAUUUUGCCCCAAAAGAAAAAAAGGAAACACAGGUUAUGGGCAAAGAUCCAGCUAAAGAAAGAUAACUCAUCCAAUCAAGUGUACAACUAUCAGCCAUGUGACCACCCCGACCACCCAUGUGACAACUCCUGUCCUUGUGUGAUGACCCAAAACUUUUGUGAGAAAUUCUGCCAGUGUGAGAAUGAAUGCCAGAACCGCUUCCCAGGCUGCAGAUGUAAGACCCAGUGUAACACCAAGCAGUGUCCCUGCUACUUGGCUGUGAGGGAAUGCGACCCAGAUCUGUGCAUGACUUGUGGUGCUGCAGACCACUGGGACAGCAAAGUGGUGACUUGCAAGAACUGCAGCAUUCAAAGAGGCCUAAAAAAGCAUCUUCUGCUAGCUCCAUCGGACGUUGCCGGGUGGGGCACAUUCAUCAAAGAGCCUGUCCAAAAGAAUGAGUUUAUCUCAGAAUACUGCGGAGAGCUGAUCUCUCAGGAUGAAGCGGAUCGGCGUGGAAGGAUCUAUGACAAGUACAUGUCCAGCUUCCUUUUCAAUUUAAACAAUGACUUUGUAGUGGAUGCCACACGAAAGGGGAACAAAAUUCGCUUUGCAAAUCACUCAGUUAAUCCCAACUGCUAUGCUAAAGUGGUGAUGGUGAAUGGAGAUCACCGCAUUGGGAUCUUUGCAAAACGAGCUAUCUUGCAAGGAGAGGAACUCUUCUUUGACUACAGGUAGAGUCACGGGGCCUUUUCGUGACUCUCCAUCUUAAUAAAAAUACAGCCAAGCUGAUGCCCUCAAGUAUGUUGGAAUAGAGAGGGAGGUAGACAUGACUUAGCGGCCUCCAUAACCCCUGUUUGUGAUUUCAGCCUCCCAACUCGGGCUUUUAAUCACAACGGUCUCUGCUCUUUUCUCCGCAAUUUUUCAAAAAAGAAAAUUGCUGUUUGCAGGUGCUUCUGCUCAGCAAAUACCACACCGUCUCCAUCAUCUUUAUCUGCCCGAACCUGCAAGAUUCCCAUCAUACAUACUCAAAAGUAUUUAACUGGAAAUAUUAUGAAUUAGUCCUGCUUACUGCACUUAAGAAUUUUCCAUUCUUUUAAAGAGAAGAUGCUACAUUAUCCAUUAAACCAAAUAUUGCUCACUAUAAAUUUGUUACUGUACUAAUCAACUGGUUUUUGUUACACAUCUCAGCACAGUAUGCAAGCUCUACAGCCGAAUAUCCGUAAAAUGCAUGAGCUGCCUUUUUACAAACCUUUCAUUAAACUCUUAGCUGCUGCUAGCUGCAGUCAGAUGCUGUUUCUGUGCAGUCAAUAUUGUAUUCGGUGAGGUUACGCUUCGACUGUUUGACCGCAUGAUGUGUUAUUCUGCUAAGCAUUUCAGCAGUUUGCUUCACCACCACAUCGUUGUGGUUUAAAAAUAAGCUAUUUUGUGUCUGUUUCGUUGUGCUGCAAAAGUUAAAAAGACUAAACAUAAAGGCAACCUGGCAAGAAACCGACUGACUGAAUGUAAUGUGUAGAUGACUGAAUAGAUCUCAACCCCUUUUUUUUUUUGGUUGUUGUCCAAUUAUAGGUACUUAAAACGAUGUGCAUUAGUGAAAUAACUAAUAUGUUUACAUGCUCAACCCUGUUUGGCAAAAAAAAAAAAAAAGAUCCAAUGUAAAUGUCUUCCUUUGAAAUGCACAAAAGUGCCAAAUCAUUCCUCCCACAAAAAGCACUAUAAAAUGUGUAAUGUGUUGCAUCAUUUUUUGACUUUAA